This is a messenger RNA of Dovyalis caffra, 1551 nucleotides long. NCBI's taxonomy places the organism in Eukaryota, Viridiplantae, Streptophyta, Magnoliopsida, Malpighiales, Salicaceae. The record is from the annotation of a GenBank genome assembly.
AUGGAAGAAGAGACAAAGGAGAGCAUCGAAGAGAGUUUACUACUACCAGAAAAGAGAUCAAAAGAGGGAAGAGAAGGUAUAGCUCGAACAUGGUGGGAGUUUACUCAAGAAGCGAAAAGGCUAGCUUACAUUGCAGGACCCAUGGUGGUUACCACUAUAGCCCUCUACUUGUUGCUGGUUAUUUCAAAUAUGAUGGUGGGUCAUCUUGGUGAGCUAGCUCUUUCUAGUGCUGCCAUAGCCAUCUCUCUCUGUAAUGUUACCGGCAUCAGUCUUCUAAAUGGAAUGGCAAGUGCACUGGAAACUUUAUGUGGUCAAGCUUAUGGAGCUCAACAAUAUCGAAAAGUCGGAAACCAAGUUUAUGGUGCUAUGUUCUCUCUAAUUUUAGUUGCUCUCAUUGUAUCUCUGGUUUGGAUCAACAUGGAAAGACUUCUCAUAUUAAUUGGUCAAGAUCCCACAAUUGCUCACGAAGCCGGCAAGUUUACAUUAUGGCUCAUUCCUACCCUUUUUGCUUACGCAAUUUUUCAGCCACUUUCUAGAUACCUGCAAGUGCAAAGUUUAACCAUUCCAAUGCUUGUAAGCUCCUGUGUCACUCUCCUUUUACAUAUGCCUCUAUGCUGGUUUUUAGUAUUCAAGUCUGGACUAAGAAACGUUGGAGGAGCAUUAGCUGUCAGUAUUUCAAAUUGGUUGAAUGUAAUUUUUCUUUUAUUAUACUUCAAAAAUUCUUCUGCCUGUGCCAAAACCCGUGUCCCAAUUUCUAUGGAACUGUUCCAAGGAAUCGGAGAGUUCUUCCGCUUCGCUAUCCCAUCUUCAAUAAUGAUCUGCCUGCAAUGGUGGUCAUAUGAGAUUGUCAUCCUGCUAUCAGGGCUCUUAUCAAAUCCACAACUUGAGACUUCAGUCCUAUCUGUAUGUUUAACAACGAUUUCAACACUCUAUGCAAUUCCAUAUGGACUAAGCGCUGCAGUCAGCACUAGAGUCUCAAAUGAAUUAGGAGCUGGGCGCCCGCAAGCAGCACGUAUAGCGGCCCACUCUGUGAUGAUUCUUGCAGUCAUAGAGUUAUUUGUAGUGAGCGGAACCCUCUUUGCCACAAGGCAAAUCUUGGGCUACAGUUACAGCAAUGAGAAGGAAGUGGUGGACUAUGUCUCCAACAUGGCUCCUCUGGUUUGUUUGUCUGUUAUAGUAGAUGGCUUACAAGGGGUGCUUUCAGGUGUUGCAAGGGGAUGUGGAUGGCAGCAUAUAGGGGCUUACGUCAAUCUUUCUGCAUUAUAUCUAUGUGGGGUUCCAGUUGCUGCUAUAAUGGGCCUGUGGUUGCAGUUGAAUGCAAGGGGCCUUUGGCUUGGCAUACAAGCCGGUGCCAUUUUGCAAACAGUUUUACUGUCUCUUGUAACAAGUUGUACGAAUUGGGAAAAACAGGCAAGUCAGGCAAGAGAGAGGAUAUUUGAGGAAAGAACCUCAGUAGAAAACACUUUAGCUCUUUGUGUCACCAAAGCUUCUGUAUGGAACCUGAGAUUUGAUGUCCAUCAUGGGUUAUUUGAUGAUGAGACAAUGAUAUAG